AUGACCGAUAAAACCGAAUCCAAUCCCGGAAUAGAGCUGCAAAAUCAAAGCGAGCGUGAAGCACAGCCAGACACAGUAACCGCCAAAGCCGAAUCGGACCGGAAAUGGAACCUCGACCCGAUCCAGCGGGCGAUGGGCCAGCUCGGUUGGUGGCACAUACUCGUGUGUGCCGUCAUCUUUCCGCUAAAGUUCCCGGUAGCGUGGCAUCAGAUGAGCAUCAUCUUCCUCGGACCGUCCGUUAAAUAUACGUGCGAUUCUGAUCCAUCGGUCGAUAAAUGCGAUGCGGCCUGUACGAGCUGGAGCUACGAUAACAGCACCUUCGCAACGACCAUCACGAGCGAGUGGGAUCUGGUGUGUGGCAAUGCGAAUUUGGUCAAACUAUCGCAAACCAUCUUCAUGUUCGGCAUUCUGGUUGGUGGCGUCGUGUUCGGAUCCCUUGCAGACAAAUAUGGCCGAAGACCACCGCUAGUGAUCGCGGUCAUCAUUCAGCUCGUGACGGGAGUUGGUGCCGCCGUCAUCGGUUCGUUCUGGAUAUUCGUAGUGCUCCGAUUCCUCACAGCUGUCGCCACUGGAGGCACGAUGGUGACUAGCUUCGUGCUUGUGAUGGAGAUCAUUGGCCCCAAGUGGCGUGAGCUGUUCUCCGUACUCUACCAGAUCCCGUUCAAUCUGGGCCAUCUGACAUUGGCCGGGUUCGCUUACUAUCUGCGCGAAUGGCGCCAGCUGCAGUUCGCACUAUCGAUCUUCUCCGUGCUGAUGUUGUCCUACUACUGGUUGGUACCGGAAUCACCCCGCUACCUGUUCACCUCCGGGAAUGUGGACGGUGCUGUAACGGUACUGGAGCAAGCGGCCAAACGCAACCACCUGCAGACGGACACGAUCCGCAACGAUAUCGAGCAGUACGCGAAGGAAAAGUCACGCAAUGCGCCCGCCAACGCGUCAAAGGGCAACGUGCUAGAUCUGUUCCGUACGCCGAACAUGCGUGCCAAGACCCUGUACAUGUGUUUCAACUGGUUCGUCUGUGGGCUGGCGUUCUUCGGUGUGGCACAGUACAUCGGCCAUGCGGGUGGUGACAUCUACACGAACGUCGCGAUCAGUGCGGCCCUCGAGCUGCCCGGCACGCUGCUCUGCAUCUACAUGAUGAAGGCGUACGGCCGUAAGAAGACGCUCAUCUUUUCCAACACCCUGGCCGGCAUCUCGAUGCUGGCGAUCGCAUUUGUACCCAGCUCGGCAAGCACGUUAAACGUGGGCCUGGCAUCAGUUGGGCUGGUCGGCAUGAGUAUCAGCUUCCCCACCGUGUACCUUUAUGCGGGUGAGCUGUUCCCGACCGUGGUGCGUAACGUCGGUAUCGGUACGGCUUCGAUGAUUGCCCGGUUCGGAUCGAUGAUUGCCCCGUUCGUGGCGGGUAUGGGCUCGAUCGCCUACUGGUUGCCACCGUGCAUCUUCGGUCUGGUGCCGCUUGUCGGAGCGUUCUGCGUAUUUUUCCUACCCGAAACGCAAGGUCAUCCACUGCCGGAGACGCUGGAGGAUGGAGAAAACUUUGGCAAACGUGUGACGAGCGCGGAUAACAACGGCACGGCGAGUGUAGAGAAUGGAAAGCACUAG
This is a messenger RNA of Anopheles marshallii, 1602 nucleotides long. RefSeq names its product organic cation transporter protein. NCBI's taxonomy places the organism in Eukaryota, Metazoa, Arthropoda, Insecta, Diptera, Culicidae. The record is from RefSeq and is a predicted model, not a curated record. The coding region runs from base 1 to 1602 and encodes 533 amino acids. Gene Ontology annotation, molecular function: transmembrane transporter activity. Gene Ontology annotation, biological process: transmembrane transport. Gene Ontology annotation, cellular component: membrane. The transcript is spliced from 4 exons.